AUGAUUGGCUGUAAUACCACUGUUGUUCGGGGUGGUGUAGGUGCAGCUAAAGGCGCAUGUAAUGGGGUUCUGCGGCUCUGCCAAGGUGUUCUUUAUAAUGGUCUCUCUGAUAUAUCUUGUUUGGUUAUGGAGAAGCUUUUUGAAGAACUUAGGGGGAUUUUUUGUAUUGCUCAUGUUGAAGAAGAUGAUAUAUCUUCACAUAAACUAGAGCUUUUAGUUGGAAAGUUGGAGAAUCCUUAUGGUAUUCUGGAUUUUGUUAGGGGUUUAAAAGAUGAAGGUAAUGCCUUCUAUAAACAGUGCAAUAUGGGAUUAGCGCUUACUAAAUACUCUCUUGCACUCAAGCUAUUAUCUUUUGUCACGGUGGGUAAUGAUGAAGAUAAAUCAUUUUUUUUUAGCCUAGCUGUGUCUCUUAAUCUGAACUUGGGUGCUUGUUAUGUCAAAGAGGAAAACUUUGACAAGGUGGGUCAGUUGUAUUCUGCAGUUUUGUGUUAUGAUACUUCUAAUGUGAAAGCUUAUUUUAGAAGGGCGAUGGCAGCUUUAGGGCUCAAUAAACCCGAAUUAGCUUUCAUGGAUCUUGCACAAGCAAUUAGGAUUGAUCCCACCAACAGAGAGUUUCAACAAAAACUCAAUGAGGUGAUAUCUUUAUUGGGUUGGUCUUCGGAUUUUGUUAAUGAGGCACUUGCAGUUACAAGAGAGGAUAAAAUGUUUAGAGAUUAUGCUAAAAUUGGGAAAGAAGAAGAAAAGAGGAAGUGUCAAGCAACCCCAAAUUUGGCACAAGAUGAUUCGACCAUAGGUAUGGUUGAUCAAGUAUCAUCGUGUGAAAGUACGUCAGUUUCCCUUCCAGUUGCUCCAGUCUACUCCCCGUUGAAGUCUGUUGCAAGCCUCAACAACCCCUCUUCUCAGAAUUUGAAGUUAUUGGAAGAGUGGCUCAAAAAGGAAAGCGUCUUAUCCCAUCGAACUCCUAUGGCUUCCGAAUAG
Molecule: messenger RNA, 978 nt
Organism: Chenopodium quinoa (quinoa)
Lineage: Eukaryota; Viridiplantae; Streptophyta; Magnoliopsida; Caryophyllales; Amaranthaceae
Exons: 4
Coding region: 1-978 (325 amino acids)
Molecular function (GO): protein binding
Source: RefSeq, a predicted model, not a curated record